Molecule: messenger RNA, 1126 nt
Organism: Pistacia vera
Lineage: Eukaryota; Viridiplantae; Streptophyta; Magnoliopsida; Sapindales; Anacardiaceae
Product: transcription factor WER-like
Exons: 3
Coding region: 73-723 (216 amino acids)
Source: RefSeq, a predicted model, not a curated record
AAUUUUGCUAAAACUCUCUCUUUUAAACACACACUCUUUCUCUCUUAAAGGAAGAAGAAGAUCACAAUCACAAUGACAAAGACAAAGCCAGUGGAAGGAGAUGAGAACCGAUAUAAGAAAGGUUUAUGGACAGUUGAAGAAGACAAGAUACUCUUGGAUUAUGUUAAAAUGCAUGGGAAAGGGCAAUGGAAUCGAAUUGCCAAGAAAACAGGUUUGAAGAGAUGUGGGAAGAGUUGUAGGCUAAGGUGGAUGAACUACCUGAGCCCAAGUGUGAACCGAGGCAAUUUUACUGAGGAAGAAGAAGAUCUUAUCAUUAGACUCCAUAAGCUCCUUGGAAACAGGUGGUCCUUGAUUGCUAAAAGAGUGCCAGGACGAACUGACAAUCAAGUGAAAAAUUAUUGGAAUGCUCAUUUGAGGAAAAAGCUUGGGAUCAAAGAGCAAAAACACACAGCUGGAGAUUCUAGCUUAACAAAAUCCCAGAAAGUGGAAGUAUCAAAAAGUUGCACAAGAACAAGUUCUUGUACCAGUGCAAGGGCAACCAAUGAAAUUUCAGUGGACAAAGCCAAAGCCACCCAGAAAAGCCUGAUUAAUAAUGUCACAGAAACACAAGAAUCCAUGAUUGAUGAAAGUUUUGUCAACUCUUUAUGGAAUGCUGAAGGGGAGUUGGAUUUUGCUGGUACCCUAACCAUGCUGGAGUUUAUGGAUGGGUAUUCUUUAAUUUGAUUUUUGAUCUUUGCAUGUUUGACAGUCCUAUGGUUUAUAAUUUUUUUUAUUUGUUUUGAGAGUUAAUAACUUGGUAGCUAGGCUUCUAUUAAUGAUUCAGAAGCAGAAGAACUAUAAGUAUUUUCUUUGCUUCUCUUUAAUUACAUGUUAAAAGGGAAGUUUAUCGUAAUUUUUUCUUCUACAAAGUAUUGUAUGCAGAAUCCUAUAGCUGAAAGCCACUUGUGGUAGGGUUGAGAGAUAAUAAUGGAGUUAAGUAAAAACUCUGAUAAGGUUCAAGUUUCAGUGGCAUCUCUCUUACGGACACAAACACACGCAUGCGAUCCCAUUUCAGACAAAUUUUACUUUAAUAAUAAGCCUUCCUCACCACUGUCAAUGUACCGGCCACAUUAGGACAGAGCAUCAA